AUGGCAUCAAAUAUUGCACAUAAUGGUUGGCGUGUUAAAAUUGUUUCUAUUCCGACGUCUAUUACCGACGUUCAAUUAGCUCAGAAUAUAGGUCUCCCAAAGUCUCGUAUUUACAUUCCUAAGGUCGGAAAAAAUAAUACCCGUUAUGUGUGGAUUAAUGAUUUUGUUAAUGAAGAAGACGCAAACAAAUUUGCACAACAAUGGUCAGGUUCAUCGAUUUUUGGUGAGACUAUUAAAUGUGUCGUAGCUCCGCCGAGAAAUGACAAGACAGAUGUUCUGUAUUCAUCUCCUGAAUCACUGGUAUCUGGCACCGAAACAUUGCCUAAGAAACAACAUGAAUCUCGAUUUCAAAAGGGAACUAAAGAAAAACGAGAUAAUUGUGGCUCAUCUGUUACCCCUGUACCUCUUAUGUCUGUAAUACAUGAUAUUACAUUGGAUGACGCCGAGAAGAAAUCGAUCACACCACCACCAUCAUAUCGUUUCAAUAAAAAUCAAAACACAUGGCAACAGCAUCACAAACCAGACCAAUUGUCUCAACAAGCAGAAAAAACAUUAGGCAAGUUUUUAUCCAUUAAUUAUUAG
This is a messenger RNA of Rotaria sp. Silwood1, 582 nucleotides long. Lineage: Eukaryota; Metazoa; Rotifera; Eurotatoria; Philodinida; Philodinidae. The record is from the annotation of a GenBank genome assembly.